Molecule: messenger RNA, 2031 nt
Organism: Populus trichocarpa (black cottonwood)
Lineage: Eukaryota; Viridiplantae; Streptophyta; Magnoliopsida; Malpighiales; Salicaceae
Exons: 14
Coding region: 566-1762 (398 amino acids)
Cellular component (GO): membrane
Source: RefSeq, a predicted model, not a curated record
GAUAAGAUUAUAAUCUACUUUAUUUUUACUUUAAUUUAUCGGUUAUAAUCGUUUGCUUAUUCUUGUAGGAUACGAUGAGUGAAGCUUACGGAGGGAAAGAGGAAGAAAGCAAAGAAAAGGCUCAGAAAAAGCAAACUGCAAUCCGCUCUCUUUCUUUCUUUCACUCUUACAAAAAAAAACCUGCUUAUAACGGACAAGAAUUGUAGCACAAAAGCAGAAAAAAGGAAACAAACCAGAAACUCUAUGCUGUGCAGUGUCCAAGAGAGAUCAUAACUUGUUCAACAAAUAUCAAUUGCUCCUCCGGCUAGAUCUCUCGCAACUACUGGAACUGGUCAUAAACGGUUGCCUGCGCAGCACUAAUUGACUUUCGAGGCAUUACUCACUAGUGGCUUCAGAAAGGAAUUGCACCACAGAUCUAGGUUUUUUGUCAGAGAACCCAGCAAGACAACAAGGAUAUUAGAGCACCUGAUUGCAUUGCAAAACGAGGAAUGCAUUGAAAUCCAGUGAGGUACUAUGGUACGUUGAUGCUAUAUGUGAUGAAGAAUACUGCUAGUUUGAAGGUGAAAUGGAGAGUGGUGCAGGCAUCACAAAUGAGAGGCUUGCCGUGGUACUCAAAGAUCCAUCAUGCUUUGGCCAAUUCCGGAAUGGUUCCAAUCCCUGGAUGGCCAGAUAUGUUUAUGGCUUGAUCUUUCUGUUUUCCAAUCUGCUAGCUUGGGCUGCAAGGGACUAUGGCCGUGGUGCCUCAGUGACAUUGGAAAAACUGAAAGUGUGUGCGGGAAAAUCUGACUGUUCGGGUGCUGAAGGAGUUCUGCGUGUGAGCUUGGGAUGCUUUAUAUUUUACAUAAUAAUGUUUCUUUCUACUGUUGGUACCUCAAAGUUGCAUGGCCGCAGAGAUGCAUGGCAUUCUGGAUGGUGGACCGCUAAGAUUGUCUUGUGGAUUUCCUUGACAAUUAUCACAUUUUUGGUGCCCUCUGCCUUUUUCCAAAUUUAUGGAGAGAUUGCACAUUUUGGUGCUGGGGUCUUUCUCCUAAUUCAGCUAAUAAGUGUAAUCAGUUUUAUUCGAUGGCUGAAUGAUUGUUGCCAAUCUGAAAAGAAUGCAGUAAGAUGCCACAUCAAUGUGAUGCUAGUUGCAACUACUUCAUAUGUAGUAUGCAUACUUGGGGUCAUUCUAAUGUACAUUUGGUAUACACCAGAGCCGUCUUGUAUACUUAACAUUUUCUUCAUCACUUGGACCCUGGUACUGCUCCAGCUCAUGACCAGCGUUUCUCUCCAUCCCAAAGUGAAUGCUGGCUUUUUGACUCCAGGGCUCAUGGGGCUUUACGUUGUAUUCCUCUGCUGGUGUGCCAUCAGGAGUGAACCAGCAGGAGAAAGUUGCAACAGGAAGGCAGAAGCUUCAAGAAGAACAGACUGGCUAACCAUUAUAAGCUUUAUUGUUGCACUGCUUGCUAUUGUUAUAGCCACAUUUUCUACAGGCAUUGAUUCUCAAUGCUUUCAGUUCAGGAAGGGGGACACGCAGGAUGAGGAUGAUGUUCCAUAUGGUUAUGGCUUUUUCCACUUUGUUUUUGCCACAGGAGCAAUGUACUUUGCGAUGCUAUUGAUUGGCUGGAAUACUCAUCACAUCAUUCAGAAGUGGACCAUUGACGUGGGUUGGACCAGUGCUUGGGUGAGAAUAGUGAACGAAUGGCUCGCAGUUUGUGUUUACUUAUGGAUGCUGGUGGCUCCUAUACUACUGAAGAUCAGACGAACAGCAGAACCUGUUUAAGACACACCAAGGCUCUCCAAAUCAUUUUUCAAUUGCUCCUUUCAUCUGUUAUCCAUAUGGUAAUCAAACGAUUGGAGAUAGAAGACAUUGUGGUAUACUGAUCAAGAUACCAUGCUAGAGCAACGCACAGCACAUCUACUGACGGACCUGAUUUAUUCCUUUUCUUCUUCUUCUUUUUAUUGUUGUAAUCUGACAUUGCAGAAAAGGGAGAGGGAGAUUCAUAUAAUUCUGUUUUAACUCUUGGGAAAAUGAUAUUUGUGAUUUGUGAA